GCGGUGAUUGCCAGAAGGCGACAUGCUGCUUUGCACAUUCCGACAAGGAGCUGCGAACCAAAGCAGCUUCGCGCUAUUCCCAGAUGGUCCAAGGAGACGCGCAAACCAGGGCUUUGGAGGGCGCCCGCCCCCCGCGACCCAAGGAGGCCACCCUGGAAAAGGCUGAGAAGGACGAAGGACUCGACCUUGUCGACCUGAGCACGUUCAAAGUCUUCCCAUGUCGCAAAGGGCGAGGCGUUCACGAUCGAAAGCUGUGCCCCUUCUUCCACAACCCGCGGGACCGGCGGCGAGCUCCUGGCACGUACCAGGCCGAGCCCUGCCCCGAGUGCUUUGACUCCGUGGACUCUCGUGAAGGCCCUUCGAGCUCGAGCAGUUGCUCCCGCGGGGAUGCCUGCGGCCUGUGCCACAAUCGACUGGAACUGCUCUACCACGAUUGUGUCUUCAAGCGGCGCUUCUGUGCAACCUUCCCAGAGGUGUCCGCUUGCCAGAGGGGGGACCUUUGCGCCUUUGCACAUCACCGAGAGGAGGUGCGCGUGGAGCUGUUGAAGGUUGAAGAGGAAGAGCUCAUGGCAGAAUGGUUUGCGUCAGAGGCCUCCCGAUCUCCGGAGAUGCGGUCUCGGGCGGUGGACUUCUUCACCCUCCGCUUCAAAACGCUGUGGUGCCCAUAUGGCACCCAACAUAGCUGGCACGAGUGUCUCUAUGCCCACACCGACCAGGACUGGCGACGGCGACCAGAACUGGGAUACAGCAGCGAGCCUUGCGCAGAGUGGGCAGCGCAUGUCGGGGAACGGCUUCCCUACGCUGAGCGAUGCUCCAGGGGCCUGCGGUGUGGCUUCGCUCAUGGUUCAAAGGAGCAGUUGUACCACCCUGCUUAUUACAAGACGAUGCCGUGCACGGACUGGGCGGCCGAUGGCCGUUGCCCCCGCGGCCCGCAGUGUGCCUUCUACCACGACGUCGAGGAGCCUUAG
This is a messenger RNA of Symbiodinium natans, 968 nucleotides long. NCBI's taxonomy places the organism in Eukaryota, Dinophyceae, Suessiales, Symbiodiniaceae. The record is from the annotation of a GenBank genome assembly.